AUGCUGGGCGCGGGGCUCAUCAUGGGCGGCACACUGCUCACCAUCGGGCUGGGCGCGCUGGCCGCCAUGUCCGGCAAGGCGCUCAUGUCCGCCAUGCUGGCGCUCGGCAUGUCCCUCAUGUCGGCGUUCCGCGGGCCGCCGCGCCGCUGCCGCCGCAGUGACAACAACGGCUGCAACAACGGCGACGGCAACGACAACUACGAGAUCAUCGCCAGGCCCGUCAUCACGCACGGCCACACGCACUCCGCCGUGCUGCACCACGACCCCGCCUACCCCUCGGCCGGAUACCCCGGCUACGUGCGCAGCCUCGUGCAGCCGGACCAGAUCCAGACCAUCCAGGCUCCGGCCACCACCACCGUGGACGUGACGGACUUCGCCCGGAGCGGCGCCACGCGCCUCGGCGCGCCGUCAACCUCGCCGGACUCGGACGGUGAGGCAACGCGAACCCGGGCCUCGGCGUGGUCUUCGUCGUCGAGGUCCCCGUCGCACAGUGGUUCAGAAACAGAAAAAGCUGUGCAAAAGAGAUUGGUUGCAGGCCGUAUAAGAUAUUGGUGUGAAACCUUCAUCCUGGGGGUUUUUGGGGUCGCCGAAUUCAUUCCUGAAGUUAUUUUGAACCAUUGA
Thrips palmi is the source of this 621-nucleotide messenger RNA. RefSeq lists its product as uncharacterized. The transcript is spliced from 2 exons. The coding region runs from base 1 to 621 and encodes 206 amino acids. Lineage: Eukaryota; Metazoa; Arthropoda; Insecta; Thysanoptera; Thripidae. The record is from RefSeq and is a predicted model, not a curated record.